Messenger RNA from Trichoplusia ni (cabbage looper), 749 nucleotides. RefSeq names its product calmodulin-1. Gene Ontology annotation, biological process: post-embryonic development; locomotion. The transcript is spliced from 6 exons. NCBI's taxonomy places the organism in Eukaryota, Metazoa, Arthropoda, Insecta, Lepidoptera, Noctuidae. Gene Ontology annotation, cellular component: cytoplasm; myosin II complex. Gene Ontology annotation, molecular function: calcium ion binding; myosin heavy chain binding. Bases 1 to 708 code for a protein of 235 amino acids. The record is from RefSeq and is a predicted model, not a curated record.
AUGGAAGAUGAAACCAAUGGAGCUGACAAAAAAAGGGGAUCAAAAGGCGAGAGACGUAGAAGCAAACCAGAUGAUGCAAAGGAUGAAAUAAAGAAAUUUAAAGAGAAUCUUCUGCAAUCCCUGUCUCCAGGAGACUCUAUUUUAUCGGAAAGUGGAAACGAGAUGACUGUCCCACAGCAAUCGAGAUCUCGUUCAGCUUCUAGGGCGAGAGAGGCUCUCUGUAUACCGCCGAACGUUCUGGCUGAACUCGACGAUAAUAAAAUAUUUGAACUAAAAGAGGCGUUCCUGUUGUUUGAUAUGGACGGUGACGGGUGCAUCGACUUUAGUGAUCUGCGAGCCACGUUAGUCAGUCUUGGGGAUAAGAUUGAUGAAAAUGCUAUUCGGAGCAUGCUUUCUGAGGCUCCAAACCCAUUGGAUUUCGAUGGCUUUGUCAACCUCCUUGGAUACAGGACUUUGGAACUAGACUCUGAAGAAACAUUGUUAUCAGCGCUUUCUCGUUGGGAUAAAGAUAACAAUGGAUUAAUCUCGGAGGAAAGGAUCAGACAUGAUUUGAUGACAUUUGGAGAUAAGUUCACUGCGAAAGAAGCGGACUACGCGUUAGACGAAGCACCACUCAUCGUCCAAAAUGACGGCUCGACUAUGAUCGACUACGUCAAAUUUUGCCGAAAACUGGCAGGCUUGAGGAAACCAACCAAAAUUGCGGUUUAAAUUGUAAUGAAUAUGCUUUGCACAAUAAAUGUUUUGUAAUA